Messenger RNA from Paramecium sonneborni, 2932 nucleotides. Lineage: Eukaryota; Ciliophora; Oligohymenophorea; Peniculida; Parameciidae. The record is from the annotation of a GenBank genome assembly.
AUGGCUAAAAAUAAAAAUGAUAUCUCUUAAUUUCCUAAAAAUUGUUAAUUAUUAAAAAUGGUGGUCAAACAUAAAACUUAAUACUAAUAAAGUAGAUAAUCAUCAAGAAAUGAUGAUAAUGAGAUAGGUUAUCAACUUUAAUUGAAUAACUUAAUUUCUAAUGAUAUUCCAAAUGAUUUAUGUUAGGAACAUUUAGAAAAAUUAGAAAUAUUAUGUCUUACUGAUUAAGUAAGAAUAUGUACAAGAUGUGCAUUAUUUGGAUAACAUAGACAUCAUGAAGUUCGUUCUGUAGAUGAUGUUGUUAAAGAAAUAACUUAAAAAGCAGAGAACAUUAUGUAAAUUUAUUAAAAGAUACUUUAAAAGUAAAGUGAAUUAACAGAAUUAAAAUAUUUUGAACCUUUAUAAGAUAGAUUUUAAAGUAUUCUAAAUGAAAGUCAUAACACUGUUAAAGAAAAAUUUAGAGAAUUGCAUUAAUUAUUAGAUUUGAAAGAAUAGAGAUUAAUAGAAUAAUUAACUACAUUAACAUAAUCUUUAGAAUAAUAAACAAAAAAAUAAAUUAAAGAAUUAUUGUAAAGUUGUUUAUCUUAAGCUGAAUUAUGGAAAAUAACAGCAAAGGAUAGAUUAGUAUAUUUUUCAACAAAAACAGAAAAUGGAGAAUUACCAUUAGAUUUAUUGAAUAAUUAAGAUUAUGCUUGUUUUGAAAAGGGAAAGGGAAUUUAUGAUGAAUUAGAAAAAAUAUAAAAAUAAUUAGAUCUUAAGCUAUAGAAUAUCAAAAUAAAGAAAUUGAGAGUUGAUCUAAAAAAGUAAGAAAUAGAUAAAAGUUUUGAUAACCUUUUUACAAUAACUUUAUAGUUAAGUAAUGUAAACAAUACAAAUACUAUGACAAAAAGUAGUUAAAUUUUAAAGUCUAUAAAUACAUUAACAGAUUCAACAUUAUUAUAGGAAAUGAAAAGGAAUGAAAGUUUUAGUAAAUUAUGUGGUUAGGAUGUUUUUUCAAGUUUUUGUUAAGAUGAACCUAUGUUANAUUCAAUAAAUGUUAAUCAAUAAAAAGUAUAUUGUUUGUCCAGAAGAUGGGUAAAUUUCCUUUCUAAUGUAGUAUCAUGGCUAAAAAUAAAAAUGAUAUCUCUUAAUUUCCUAAAAAUUGUUAAUUAUUAAAAAUGGUGGUCAAACAUAAAACUUAAUACUAAUAAAGUAGAUAAUCAUCAAGAAAUGAUGAUAAUGAGAUAGGUUAUCAACUUUAAUUGAAUAACUUAAUUUCUAAUGAUAUUCCAAAUGAUUUAUGUUAGGAACAUUUAGAAAAAUUAGAAAUAUUAUGUCUUACUGAUUAAGUAAGAAUAUGUACAAGAUGUGCAUUAUUUGGAUAACAUAGACAUCAUGAAGUUCGUUCUGUAGAUGAUGUUGUUAAAGAAAUAACUUAAAAAGCAGAGAACAUUAUGUAAAUUUAUUAAAAGAUACUUUAAAAGUAAAGUGAAUUAACAGAAUUAAAAUAUUUUGAACCUUUAUAAGAUAGAUUUUAAAGUAUUCUAAAUGAAAGUCAUAACACUGUUAAAGAAAAAUUUAGAGAAUUGCAUUAAUUAUUAGAUUUGAAAGAAUAGAGAUUAAUAGAAUAAUUAACUACAUUAACAUAAUCUUUAGAAUAAUAAACAAAAAAAUAAAUUAAAGAAUUAUUGUAAAGUUGUUUAUCUUAAGCUGAAUUAUGGAAAAUAACAGCAAAGGAUAGAUUAGUAUAUUUUUCAACAAAAACAGAAAAUGGAGAAUUACCAUUAGAUUUAUUGAAUAAUUAAGAUUAUGCUUGUUUUGAAAAGGGAAAGGGAAUUUAUGAUGAAUUAGAAAAAAUAUAAAAAUAAUUAGAUCUUAAGCUAUAGAAUAUCAAAAUAAAGAAAUUGAGAGUUGAUCUAAAAAAGUAAGAAAUAGAUAAAAGUUUUGAUAACCUUUUUACAAUAACUUUAUAGUUAAGUAAUGUAAACAAUACAAAUACUAUGACAAAAAGUAGUUAAAUUUUAAAGUCUAUAAAUACAUUAACAGAUUCAACAUUAUUAUAGGAAAUGAAAAGGAAUGAAAGUUUUAGUAAAUUAUGUGGUUAGGAUGUUUUUUCAAGUUUUUGUUAAGAUGAACCUAUGUUACUUAAAGAUAUAUCAAUGGCAGAUUGGAGUGAAAGUUUAAUGGAUGAAACAACAAACAUAUCAACAGUUAAAAGUCCAAAUAGAAGUAGUUUAGAUUAAGAGGAUUUCGCAGUGAAAAAUAAAGUUGGAUCUGGAAUAAAAGAAUUAAAAGAAAUUCAACCUGUAGCAACUUCUUAAAAUAUUUAAUCAACUACUCCUACAAAACCAGAUAGAAUUUAGAUUAGAACUUUAGAAAAACUAAAAGGAUCUUUUUAAUAACCAAGUCCUGGAAGAAGAGAUUUAGAAUAAGUUAAUUAAAUUAGAUAAGGUGUUAGUCCUAAUACUAAAAUAUAAGAUUGUAAAAAGAAAAGAAUGUUUAAAAUUAAUGAAAAAUAUGAAAGUGUUUGGUAAGCAUUUAAAAGUGAUAAUCUAGAUAUUGCAGAUUUUUCAAGUGCAGGUAUAUAUAUAUAUAUAAAUAUAAUAAAUUAGAUUUGGGAGACGAAGGAUUACAAUAUCUAGGAGAUAUUCUCAGAAUUUCUAAAAGAGUUAAAUAACUUAAAUUAGUAAGAAAUAAAAUAACAGAUGAGGGUGCUUGUAAACUAUUAGAUUGCCUUGUAUUAAAUACAAAUUAAGUAUUUUAAAGUUUACAUUUAUCAUCAAAUAUGAUAACUGAAAGAACUCUAGAUUAUUUUAUAUCUUUAGUUAGAAAUUCCCCUUUAGGAUGUUCAUUACCUAAAUCUUUAUACUUAAACCAAACUUUAAUAAAUACAAUCAAAUCAAAAAAGAAAAUUGAAGAUUUAAAGCGUCUUGGAUAUUUAGUGAAUAUUUGA